Molecule: messenger RNA, 1210 nt
Organism: Scophthalmus maximus (turbot)
Lineage: Eukaryota; Metazoa; Chordata; Actinopteri; Pleuronectiformes; Scophthalmidae
Product: histamine N-methyltransferase A
Exons: 7
Coding region: 150-1022 (290 amino acids)
Molecular function (GO): N-methyltransferase activity
Source: RefSeq, a predicted model, not a curated record
AAGUUCAAUCUCUCAGGGGUUUCGCAAUAGAAGCGCGCGGGGGGAGGCCGCCAGCCGACCCGUGGGUGGGGACAGGAUUGUGACUGCGCCUUAAAAGAGAGUGGGAGAGCAAUCGACUCUGUGGCCUCGGCAUAUUCAAGGGAUCAGCCAUGGCUGCAGGAGCGAAGCAGACCUGCUACGAGGGCAGCGCAGUCCAGAGGUUCCAGUUCUUCCUGGAGCAGUCCGGAGAGCACGAGGCCGUUCUGCAGAGUGUCCGCCGCCUCCUGCCGGGAGAAUUUAAAAGGAUUGGAGCGGCUAAAAGUGGCCUGGACGUUCUCGGCGUUGGAAGUGGUGGAGGGGAGGUGGACGUCCAGAUGCUCUCUCUGCUGCGGUCUACGUUCCCCGCUGUUCCCAUCACUGCGGACAUCGUGGAGGGCAGCUCUGAGCUCACCGACAACUUCAAAGCUUUGGUGGCAAAGACCACCGACCUUCAGAAGAUCUCAUUUGCUUGGCAUAUCAUGCACAGCGGGGACUAUGAGAAGCAAGUGGAAGCAAAGGGAGACGUGAAGAAAUUUGACUUCAUACACAUGAUCCAGAUGCUCUAUUAUGUGGAAAACCUCACUGACACCAUCAAGUUCUACCACAACCUUCUGAAAAGCAACGGCAGACUUAUGAUCAUCAUUGAAGCAGCCAACGCUGGCUGGGACACCCUGUGGAAGACUUACAAGAAGGAGCUCUGCGUCGACGCCAUCACCGAGUACUGCUCGUCGGGGGAGGUGGUCGCCAGCGUGAAGAGCCUGGGCCUGAAGUACGAGGAGCACACCAUCCACAACACCUUUGACAUCACCGAGUGCUUCGAUCCGAGCAGCGCCACCGGAGAGUGCAUGCUGAGCUUCAUGACAGCCAAAGAUCACUUCUACCAGUCCUUCACCCCGGAGAUCCGAGCAGGCGUGUUGGACCUCCUCAGAAACAAGUGCUGCGCUGACAAAGGUGGCAGGUUGUUCUUCGACAGCAGUUUGAGCUGCAUACUGGUUCAUGCCUGAGUGCGCCCUCCUCUCGUCUCUCCUGCGGCCUUCAGUUAACCCUGACAUUUGAUCACAUGACCCGUAUAUAUGAAGAUUUACAGCGUGUGGUAGUUUUCAGUUACUUCAGCCAAAACUCUUAAAAGCAAGUCAGUCACAUUUCUGUAAGACUGUCUCUCAAUAAAUGCUAUAUAACAGUUUUUCCAUUA